AGUGGAUGUCGAUGAGCAAGUGACACAGUUUGCAAAAGAAUUAUUUAGUCGGGUUCCUCAUAAAAAGAAAAUUGAGAGAGCUUUGACAACAGAUCAACAUCGCCAAAAGGAACUAGAACACAAGAACAAGACAUAUACUCUGUUGUCUGAUGAUGAUGAAGAUGCUGUGCCUGCUGCAACAAUGCCAAAGAGAAGUUCAAAGGAGAAAAAAAGAAACAUUCGCAAAAAGCAAGAAUCAUCUGAGAGCAGUAGUGAGAGUGACAGGAAUGAUGCUGAUGACCUGGAUGCGGAUGAGGACAUGGACUCAGAUUCCGACUCAGACGAGGCCCAGCGGCAGCUGGACCUGAAGGAGCGAGAUGAGUUUGCCAAGAGACUGAAGGACAAAGACAAGGAGAAAACACGAACUGUAACAUCUAAAACUGACAAGAAGGCGUACAAGGAAGCCAAGAAGCGUCUACAGCUGGAGACAGAAGACAGGAAGCACAUCAUCCCAGAGUUGCGGAAACAGUCCCGCCGCGACUACCUCAAGAAGCGAGGUCAUGACAAACUGGAGGACCUGGAGGCUGAGAUCAUUGAUGACGAGUAUCUGUUUGAUGGCAAGAAUCUCACCAGGAGGGAACAUGCUGAACUGAACUACAAGAAGAAGGUUCUGAAACUAGCCAAGGACCAUCGUAAAGCUGGGGAUGUUGAGAAGGUGAACCGCUACUACAUGCCAAAGGACGAUGUGAAGCCACAGGACCGGUAUGUGGAGGACAUGACGGAGCGCGGACCCAACUAUGAACAGUCUCGAUGGGAGGAGGACCAUCUGUCCACUGCUCUCCUCAAGUUUGGCGCCAAAGAUGCCAAGUCCAAGAAGAAGGCUCAGGAGUAUGAGGUCAUCAUGGACGAUGAGAUCGAGUUUGUGCAAGCUCUCCAGUUGCCCGGCUCCAUCAAGGACAAGGACCAGAUGCCCCAAAUGUCUGAGGGGGAGAAACAGAAAAUGACCAUCGAGGAGACAAAGAAGAGUCUGCCAAUCUAUCCCUUCAAGCAGGACCUAAUUGAUGCUAUCCGCGCUCACCAGGUCCUGAUCAUCGAGGGUGAGACAGGGUCAGGCAAGACUACACAGAUACCACAGUACCUCAAUGAUGCGGGUUUCAACAAAAAUGGCAUGAUGGUUGGAUGCACCCAGCCUCGACGAGUGGCGGCCAUGUCUGUAGCAUCCAGAGUGGCACAAGAGAUGGGGUACAAACUCGGAAACGAGGUUGGCUACAGCAUCAGGUUUGAGGACUGCACGUCGGAGAGAACCAUCCUCAAGUACAUGACAGACGGCAUGCUGCUGCGAGAGUUCCUGUCAGAACCAGAUCUGGCCAGUUACAGACAACAAAUCAACCCUUUCAGUUCUUUGAUUGCACCAACAAAGUUUGUGCCAUUGUCUGAUAUGAUCAGUUUGGGCAUUCCACGUCUGUCAGCCAUACGAAACAAUGCUCUCAAAAAGGAAUCUGAAUCUAACCCAAAGGCAAUCUCCAGGUGUACUGCUCUGGAUGCUAAACAACCGGUCCUCUACUGGAAUAUUGUCAAGUACAUCUGCUGA
This is a messenger RNA of Haliotis rubra (blacklip abalone), 1570 nucleotides long. Its product is annotated as pre-mRNA-splicing factor ATP-dependent RNA helicase DHX16-like. The coding region runs from base 182 to 1570 and encodes 462 amino acids. Gene Ontology annotation, cellular component: intracellular anatomical structure; catalytic step 2 spliceosome. The transcript is spliced from 11 exons. NCBI's taxonomy places the organism in Eukaryota, Metazoa, Mollusca, Gastropoda, Lepetellida, Haliotidae. Gene Ontology annotation, molecular function: RNA binding. The record is from RefSeq and is a predicted model, not a curated record.